CGCGACCGGAGCGCUCGGGGACACGGCGGGACACGGCGGGAUACACCGGGAUACACCGGGACACGGCGGGGCCGAGAGGAGCCGAGCGGGCCCCACCGGGACUGAGCAGGAUCCACUGGGACACACCGGGACUGAGCAGGAUCCACCGGGACACACCGCGACCCACCGAGACUGACCGGGGCCGAGCGGCACCUCCAUGUGCGACGUGUCGGGUGACGGUGGCGGGUGCGGGGCGGACGCGGAGCCGCCGCGGCGCCGCCGCGCACCGAGAGACAGCCACCCCCGAACCUGCAUGAAGUGCGGGCAGGGCACGGCCGCCCUCAUCAUCCGCGUCGGGGACCCCUUCUGCCGCGGCUGCUUCCGUGAGUACUUCGUGCACAAAUUCCGUGCAAUGCUGGGCAAGAACCGUGUCAUCUUCCCGGGAGAGAAGGUGCUGCUGGCGCUGUCGGGGGGCUCAGCCUCCAGUGCCAUGGUCCGGCAGGUGCAGGAGGGGCUCAGCCGGGAGGCGGCCAAGAGGCUCCGCUUCAUCCCCGGCCUUGUCUACGUUGAGGAGGGAGCUGUGCGCAGGCAGAGCCCAGAGCAGCGGGAGCAGACCCUGGCCCACAUGGAGACCCUGCUGCGGGCCACUGGCUUCCCCUACCACGUGAUCCACCUGGAGGAGGCACUGGAGCUGCCCCCAUCCAUCUUACAGCCAGGGCCAGAGCAGUCCAGCAAGUCCGGCCCAUCUGGCCCCUCCUACAAGGAGGCUGUGGACAGCUUUAUCCAGCAGAAGCGACAGGAGGGGGAGGGGGACAGUGCCACCUCUCUGCCUGGCCAUAGCGCCCAGGACAUGCCAGUGGGACCCCCAUACACUCCCCGCCUGCCUGACACUGCCCAAACCCAGGAGCUGCUUCGGAUCUUCGAGGCCGUGGAGACAGCAACAGCACGGGAGGAGCUGCUGCAGAUGCUGCGGACCCACCUCAUCCUGCAGAUGGCCCGGAGCAGGGGCUACUCCAAGGUGAUGACAGGCGAGACCUGCACCCGCGUGGCCAUCAAGCUCCUCACCAACCUGUCGCUGGGCCGUGGUGCCUUCCUUGCCGUCGACACGGGCUUCACGGACAAGCGUCACGGCGAUGUGAUGGUGGUGCGGCCCAUGCGGGACUACACGGCCAAGGAGAUCGCCUUCUACAACCACUUCUUCAACAUCCCCACCGUCAUCGUGCCACCCCUCUUCACCAAGCGCCGGGAGAAACCCAGCAUCCAUCACCUGAUCGAGCGCUUCCUCCUGGGGCUGCAGGAGGAUUUCCCCUCCACCAUCAGCACUGUUUACCGGACAGGGGAGAAGCUGAGCCCAGACCCAGCCAAGGCCAGCAGCGAGUCCCAGCGCUGCCUCCUCUGCCUCUGUGGCCUGGACACUGAGGGAGAGGAGGAGUUGGCCCUGGAGCCCACACUGAUCUGGGAGGAGCUGGAGCCAGUGGGGAAUGGGUGCUGCCAGCAGGGGGCUGAGAGCAAAGCUGCCUAUAUUCCACUGCUGUGCUACAGUUGCCGCCUCACCUUCAAGGAGCUGGGCCCCCUCACCACACUGCCACCGUACAUGCGUGCUGAGGCCCAGCGCAGGAUCCACAGUGUGUCCAUCCCUUGCAGUGCAGAGAUGGAGCGGCAGACACAGGAGAACCAGGAGUGCAGCAAGAGCUGAAGGGGUUGGGAACAGUGGGGGACACAGACUCCCGUCCCUCAGUGGCACUACUGGGGCAGGUGCCAGCCCCACCAGAGCUUGGUGGGGACCCCUGGCACCCAUUUCUGCUCCAGCCAAGGGCAGGAAGAGCCCCCACCCCCCCAUUUACUGGGGGCCAGGAGUGCUGGUAACCCCAGGGUAGCAUGUCCCUGGUCCCCCCACCCUCCAUGCCCCAGCUACCUGUCAGCCAAGGAGGCCUCAAGUUUGUUUUAUUCAAUAUCUAUAUAAAUAAACCAUUUGAAUUAAUAAAAAACAAAAACAAA
This is a messenger RNA of Pseudopipra pipra, 1977 nucleotides long. It is a transcript of the gene CTU2, whose product is annotated as cytosolic thiouridylase subunit 2. The coding region runs from base 197 to 1675 and encodes 492 amino acids. The record is from RefSeq and is a predicted model, not a curated record. The transcript has 15 exons. Gene Ontology annotation, molecular function: tRNA binding; sulfurtransferase activity. NCBI's taxonomy places the organism in Eukaryota, Metazoa, Chordata, Aves, Passeriformes, Pipridae. Gene Ontology annotation, biological process: tRNA wobble position uridine thiolation. Gene Ontology annotation, cellular component: cytosol.